Oryzias melastigma (Indian medaka) is the source of this 1700-nucleotide messenger RNA. RefSeq names its product troponin I, fast skeletal muscle. Gene Ontology annotation, cellular component: troponin complex. Gene Ontology annotation, biological process: muscle contraction. The coding region runs from base 371 to 907 and encodes 178 amino acids. NCBI's taxonomy places the organism in Eukaryota, Metazoa, Chordata, Actinopteri, Beloniformes, Adrianichthyidae. The transcript is spliced from 6 exons. The record is from RefSeq and is a predicted model, not a curated record.
UCUAUCUUCCUCUAUUUUUAGAAUGGGGGGUCUUGGUUAAGAUGCUUGCAUUAACAGAGUCUGUCAGUUGUUUCCCUGUGAUCCUCCAGAGGACAGGCUUUUCAUAACACAAGUGUCCUGAGGGGACAACUGGGUCCAGAUCCUCCGACUAAAUUAGCUCCAAAGCUCUCCUGCAGUCUGCUGUUGAUACUAAACUCAGAGUUGUGUUCCUAAGUGGAGGUAUUAUUUUCAAAGACAGGGCAUGACAUUCAGCAUCAGAGAAGGUUUUGCUGUUAUGGAUAAAAAUAGAUUUUUCCUUUCACUUUUUUUCAAUUCUAAAAAGCAAAAUGUUAUGUUUUCUCCAAGGUUUUGAAGCUCCUAAAACAUCAAGAUGUCAGAGAAAAAGAUGUCUUCAAGUCGGAGGCAUCAGCUGAAGAGUUUGAUGCUGUCCAUUGCCAAAGGCUUACUUGAGGAGGAAGACCGAGAGCGAGAGGAGGAGAGAGAGAGGUACAUGGAUGAGUGCUGCCCCCCCCUGUCUGUGCCUCGAACUCUGCAGGAGCUCCAGGAACUUUGUCGGGAGAUCCACCACAAGAUUGAUGUGACUGAUGAGGAACGAUACGAUCUGGAGACGAAAGUCAACAAGGCCAAUAAAGAGAUAAAUGAUCUGAAGAUCAAAGUUCAGGACCUGAUGGGCAAGUUCAAGAAGCCAGUCCUGAAGAAAGUUCGCAUGUCUGCAGAUGCUAUGCUGAAAGCUCUGCUGGGGUCCAAACAUACAGUCAAUCUGGACCUGAGGGCCAACCUGAAGCAGGUGAAGAAGGAGGCCAAAGAAGAGGAUAAGGAACUUCGUGAUGUUGGGGACUGGCGCAAAAACAUUGAAGACAAAUCUGGAAUGGACGGGAGGAAGAAGAUGUUUGAGGCUGAGACUUAAAAUGUUUCUGGAUGUUUUCUGAUUGGUUCAGAUUGUUUUAUUUUCCAGAGGCUGUGUGAUUCAAACCCAAUAAAGAAUCUAAACAAACUCAUGUUUGUUUGUUUGUCUUAUCCAAUAGUAAAUAUCAGGUUUUAUUGUUAUGAGAGCAAUCUAUAGUCUUGGUUCAUGUUUGUAUCACAAACUCAGAAGAUAAGUUGGCUCCUGGUGUCAGAAAGAGGCAGAAUACUGCUGGGAGUGAUUAUUGAUGGGGACCAGCUGUGGGGCUCCUGGGAGUGACAGCAGGGGCUGAUGGGAAGUGAACUGUGGAGAACUGGAAGGUGAACUCUGGAGAUAGUUCCUGCUGAAGGCCAGAGGGGGAGCCAGGGGAUGGAUUCAUGACCCCUUCAGCCAUAACUGCAGUGACAGGGGUCUAGAGGGGAGGAGAUCUAAAGUAGCUUAUACAAGUUUCAAUGCGUUCUGCCCCUUGUGCUCUCUUAUGGGAUCCAGAUAUUGACAAAGGUGGACAAAACUUCCUGUCUGUCAUCGGACACCAGUAAAGAUCGACAAUCAGUGGAAAAAAAGUUCAGGGCACUGUCUUGUGGGGUACAGAUGACCCCACUUUUAAUGUAAACACGCCUGGGAGAGCGGAAGGGUUAAAGAGCUGAGUCCUUCCAAAGCUGUGUGAGAGCAUCGAUGGCACUAGGAGUAGUAAAUCUUACUAAUUUGUCAUUCAUUGACUAUUUUCCUACUGUUUUUUGGACAAAAUGUCUUGACGCCGCCAACAAGUGCAUGCUUCUGUAUGGAAACAUGCACU